This is a messenger RNA of Oppiella nova, 363 nucleotides long. NCBI's taxonomy places the organism in Eukaryota, Metazoa, Arthropoda, Arachnida, Sarcoptiformes, Oppiidae. The record is from the annotation of a GenBank genome assembly.
GCUCUCAUAUACCUCCCAAUAGCGCCCGAUAUAGACGACCCCGAAAUGGAGGGCCCGACAGCUGUAACCCCCACUCCUCGCACGGAAACACCGACAAAGUCGCGAAGAUCUAAGACUAUAGACAUCGAUCUGAAGGAAGCGCCGAAAGACGAGGCUCAUCCACUGCUGUCUGGUUCUGGUAAACAACAGAACCGAUCAGUUGGCGGUUCGGCCGAUAAGUCACUGCUCGCCAAAUCCAAAGUCCAGCGCCCGAGUGGUAAGCGAUCGGCCAAUGGAUCCACAGAUUUGAUUCCCAGUAAAAGAAGUAAAACGAAGAAAUCAAACACAGACAGAGCUUUCCUGACAGCCGUCGACUCGACAGAC